AUGACUACGAAACACCUAGCUGUCGAAAGGAGCGCUAGCAACAAGGCACAGCGUCGGCGAAGACGCAGUAGCAGUAACAGCAUCAGAAGUAGUAGCAAUAACAGCAGCAGCAGUAUCAGCGCCAGUAACAACAGCAGUACCAGUGGUAGUAGCAGCAGUAGCAGCAGCACCAGUAGUAGCAGUAGCAGCAGCGUCAGCGUCAGUCACAACAACAGCAGCAGCAGAAACGGCGGUCUGGAUGUUGACUUAAGUAGUGACCAGCGACAGUUUAUGGGUAUCGGUACCAGCAAACUUACAACAAUAGGUAGCUUUACCACAUCCAUCGAUGUAGACAACAUAAAGUUGGAAGUAAAAUUUCCCGUAGUGAGGGAGCGAGACAUCAAAUAUGCGCUCGUGAUUGGUAACGACGUUCUGAGACAAGUCGAUAUGUUCGUUACGGAAGAUGGCGAGGAGUUGAGGCAGAAGAAGGUGGAGGAAAAGCCACCGAGCAAGGAGGAGGUGAAUACUGGAGCAGUAAGGAAAGAUCGCACUGUUGGGUCAGCGAAGCCUAAGAAGUUUGAUGUGAAAUUAAACGUGGCCAUAAGGGUACAUGAAGAUGACGAGCAGUAUAUGGGAGCCGUUAGGAAGUAUCGCAAGAAAAUCCGUGAUAGAAGGGCAUUGGAAGCAGCAAACAAUGAGAGCGAGGGCGCUGUUGUGGCUAAGGAGCCGAGAGAGUUCAGGAUUUCAGAAGCGAGUUCGAAGUUGGUUCAUGAGACUGCGGAGAUGGGCACUGAUGCUAGGAACAACCCAAUUGAUGAAGGUGAUAACAGGAUUGCUGAACUGAGCGAAGAGUUUGGAACCCUGUGUAUGGUCGCAGGAAUGGCGAAGGUACUUGUGGAUGAAGCCGAUCUUUCACACCUCAACAAAGAGCAGGCAACUGUAGUAAGAAGAAUGGUGGCGAAUUAUAAGCCUACAAGCAAUUCGAAUUCGCCAGUAGAGAUGAAGAUCUUACUUUCAGAUGACACCCCAGUAUAUGAAAAUCCUAGACGGAUGUCAUACACCGAUAGACAGGAAGUGAAUGAACAAGUUAAGGAGUGGUUGAAGGAUGGGAUCAUUAAAUCCAGUAAUUCAAAUUAUGCGUCACCAGUGGUGUUAGUUUCGAAGAAAUAUGGAAAGAAACGGUUGUGUUGCGAUUAUCGGCGAUGA
Molecule: messenger RNA, 1185 nt
Organism: Bactrocera latifrons
Lineage: Eukaryota; Metazoa; Arthropoda; Insecta; Diptera; Tephritidae
Product: nucleosome assembly protein 1-like 3
Exons: 3
Coding region: 1-1185 (394 amino acids)
Source: RefSeq, a predicted model, not a curated record